Gongylonema pulchrum is the source of this 312-nucleotide messenger RNA. The record is from the annotation of a GenBank genome assembly. Lineage: Eukaryota; Metazoa; Nematoda; Chromadorea; Rhabditida; Gongylonematidae.
AUGCUGGAUAAUUCUCUUUAUGUAAAUUUGCAAACAACAUUGAUCUUGGCAACUCUUGCAUCACAUUCGCAACCGCUUCUAGCGCAUUAUUUUUUCGACCAACGUAUGCUUUUGCAGCCGGACGUGAAAGACCUCUUCAAGGUGUUGGAAAUGCUGAAAGUUCGGAUCGAUACGUAUGCCUCUUCACUUGAUGGUUUCGAAGUUUCGUUAGAAAGAGGCAUCAAAUUUUUGCGCUCAAGGGCAGAACGCUAUGAAAAAGUAAGUCUGGUGAAAGGAGCCUUUGGUAACUCCGAUGUAUUUAUCAGUAGAUGA